Messenger RNA from Phytophthora nicotianae INRA-310, 3192 nucleotides. RefSeq lists its product as hypothetical. The transcript has 2 exons. The coding region runs from base 1 to 3192 and encodes 1063 amino acids. NCBI's taxonomy places the organism in Eukaryota, Oomycota, Peronosporomycetes, Peronosporales, Peronosporaceae. The record is from RefSeq and is a predicted model, not a curated record.
AUGCGUGUGGAAUGGGCUCGGAGUUAUCUGUUGCGAGGAAAAGCUGCGGCCUCCAGUCGACAAUUCGAUUCAUCCCGCGCUGCGAAGGACCUACGCCCCUCUACCCGUAAACGCUCUCGCUCGCUGCCCCCGUUGUCUUUGAUUGUGGGCGGUGGAGCCGCUGCAUUGGCGCUGAACUCAUCCCCCGAGAGCGUGCUGCGAGUGCGUAACAUCGCGCACACCGGAGUGUUGGUCCUUCAUGAGAGCGAAACUGUAAAAUCUCUUGAAGAUGCAGCAGCAUUGGCGACACAGUGGAGGGAGAUCCUAAGCCGUGGUGGUCUGGAGGCAGCGCAGGAUGAGCUCGUGGAGCGUCUGCUCAGCUACAUCUUGCGUCUCCAGGAUGACGAGCAGAGCCAAAAUACACUACGCUUCCUCAUAAAGCAAGGAGUGUUGCCUCUACUGGUGCAGUAUACUGCGUGGAGCAAACCCACAGACCCUACACGACUGCGACAAUUGGUUCAAAGUUUCAUCAAGUUGUUGGAAGUUGCUGCAAUCAAUGGAAAAGUGGAGCUAUGGCUGUCAUUGGUGACGGUAUCCCAGGCUCUCGCUCAUCUCAUGGAGCAGGACGACGAUAUCGUGAGCUACGUGGAUUUAUUACAAAUUGGUGAAGCUCUGAUGAAGGUGCAGCAGUUGGCUCGUCAGAGGCUGGAAGAGGGGGCUGACGCGUCUCGAGCCUUUGUGGUGAAUCGCUCGGACCUGGCCGAUCCGGACUUUUCACGAGUGGCAGGAAGCUGUACUGCGCUGGUAAAUUUGUGCUCUCCAGAUAUGCCUGAUUCUAUGAAGAAAUUUGGAUUGUGGGCGACGGGUGCCCUUGUGCAGGCGGUGAAUCGAGAGGAAUCGAGUGCUCUACAUGCACGACAACUGGAGGCAGCUUUAGGACCUGUGCUUGCGACAACGAUGCUUGCGUUGCCACGAGAUGAUAACACCAUCGACUUGCACCUUCAAGCUGCCACAGUGGUUGACAGGUUACUCCAUGUUGCUCGCCAUAAUCCCGCGGCUGUGACUCGUGAAACGUAUGAACUUUGGAUGGAUCAAAUACGCUAUUGGACAGGAACGGAGGAGGUCGAGCCGGAGCCCCAACCCAACACACGAUGGCUUCGACGAAGGUCUGGUCAAAUUGACCAGAAGGAGGACCAGGAGACUAUAAAACGGAGGCAAAAGCUACAUCUUCAAAUUCAGCUGACCAGUUCGCAAUGUCUGCGUACACUGACGACAUCUCCGCAGAGCCGUCGCUAUGUGUGCGAGUCUUCAAGCACAAGAGCAGCUCUUUUUGAGCUGUCCCGCCAGAUUCACGAGAAAAGGCAAAACAUGGCGGACGCAGUUGACGAAGAUGUGGCAAGGAACUUGAUGAGCAUCCAGCGGCAUUUGUCAUGGACAUUUCGCAACCUUUGCACAGGGUUUCAGAGCGGUGCCAUGGCGCUAGAUUGCAUGUUUAACGCGUGCUGGGCUGCAUCUCUUCUGCAAUCGCGUCGAGAUUUACCAAUGUCGCGCUUCUUUCGCGGGAUAAAUGAUCUUACAGACUUGCCCAUUAUAGGAGCUGAAGAGUACGAAGCCAGCACUGAGUUCGGGUGGGUCGAUAUUUUAACUGGUUGGAGCGCUAGCUCGGAUCAUCAAGUGCGCGAGAACGCUAUCUCUAGUCUCAUCUUCCUGGCUGAACAGGAUCGGCAGUCGUCAACCAACUUGAUGUCCGACGAAGAGGAGGAAAUCUGCAACAAGCAAGAGCAUAUUCUGCAGGCGUGGCUCACGAAUAUGCUCCAGCAAAUCCGUUUACUCUCGGGUGGGGAGUUGCUUGCUGUGAAGCAAAUGGAGGAGAUCGCCCACGUAUCGAAAGAACUUACUCCCGGCAACGAGCGGAUUCUGUUCAACCCUGCAGUAGUCGACGCCGGCACGUCAGCUUUGGCUAUAUUAGCGGAGCACCAUCACGCUGAGCUUGUACAGCAGGGUGUUGUUCCACUGGUGGCUUUGCUAUCUGCUACUAGUGCUGCCACACCGGCGCUUCAUACACAAUGUGCUCGUGUACUAGCGAACCUGGUCGCAACGUAUUGUCUCGACAUCGACCCAAGAAGCUCAGCUCUUUCCACUGACCCUGCUCGAAUUGUUACCAGCGAUCACGUCGACAUUGCCAAAUUGCUAGAGCAAACGGCCUCUGGCAGGCAAUUUCUUGGCAAUAUUCGCCGCUGGGGCCAAUGCGAUGACCCAAUGCAACGCUCCAAUUAUUUCCGUGUCGCGCAGAACCUCCGUGCGUACGACGAAGUAGUGGCAACUGGCCGUCUGGUGAAUGAUGUAUACUGUGAAGGCGUACACCCGAUCGUCUCUAAAAACGAAGAUGAAUCCGUGGAGCAACCUACGGACGAUGACAGCUCUGCCCCUCUGGUCGAUGUGGUGUUCGUACACGGUUUACGUGGACACCCAUUCGGUACAUGGCGCACUGAUAUGAGCAACAAACUGGAGGGGAAUAACGAUAUUUGGCCAGACGUGUUGCUUGGAAAGGACUUGAAGCGCAACAACGUGCCUGCGCGGUUAGUGACGCUAGGCUACGAAGCUGGCAUGGUGAGCUGGUCCAGUCCGUGGCCUUCACUAACUCUACAGGAACGGGCACGUGUCAUGCUUUCUGCUCUCUACGCUGCUAAUAUCGGUCGAGAUCGUCGGCACUCAGGAGCACCCGCUCGACCUGUUGUCUUCGUUACCCACUCGAUGGGUGGUUUACUGACCAAGAAGAUGCUCUUGUUGGAGCGUGAACAGCGCGAUCAGUCUGGACUGGCAGAUAGCACGACGGGCGUUGUCUUCCUUGCCGUCCCUCACUUUGGCUCUGAUCUAGCGAAGGGCGUACGGUCGGAAUCUAUUCGCAAAUUGAUCCAGGCACAUCCAGCCAUCGAAGACCUCGCAGCGGAUCCACAUGGACGUCUCGAGGACCUUAACAACAGCUUCAAGCAGCUAGGCAUUGACUGCUUCAGUGUGGGCGAGGAACAUGCUGCACCCGUGGCGCUCGGCCUCUCUGCUGUCGUCGUGAAGCCUGAAUCGGCCGACCCAGGCAUCGGUCGCUUCUACGUGUUGGCCGAGUCCGAUCACAUGACGAUCUGUAAGGCUAAAAGCAGGAACGAGCCGCUGUACCAGGACAUUCUCCAGUACGUUAUUCAGCAUGCCAGAGCGUAA